Penicillium alfredii is the source of this 1011-nucleotide messenger RNA. RefSeq lists its product as uncharacterized. The coding region runs from base 1 to 1011 and encodes 336 amino acids. Lineage: Eukaryota; Fungi; Ascomycota; Eurotiomycetes; Eurotiales; Aspergillaceae. Gene Ontology annotation, molecular function: arylformamidase activity. The record is from RefSeq and is a predicted model, not a curated record. The transcript is spliced from 6 exons.
AUGUCGCCUGCUGUUGCUCAGGAUCCGCAACAAUUGCCCUGGGAUCCUCACUGUAUCACCUUCCCUGCUCGCAAGGAUCUUCCUCGGCUAUCUGGUGCCCCUGACGGUGCUGCUUGGGUGUGGGGGAAAGAUGAUCAGCUGGGCCGAUUAAACCUCUUGACGCCACAGCGAGUCAAGGGUGCUGCGGCGGAGAUCCAAACGGGCGAGAUGGUUCGACUGGAUCUCCCGCUUGAUGUUCCCGAGAAGCCUGCAUUCGACCGCGAGACCUUCCAGCAUACCAUCAAGACGCUCGUGCCGGAUAUGGCUUACGAUGACACUUACUCGCUGAACACGCAGAGUGGAACGCAGUGGGAUGGGUUCCGCCAUUUCUCUAAUAUCCCAAGCAAGACUUUCUACAACGGAGCCAAAAGCACCGACUUUGUUGGCGACACCGCCAACACCCACAGCUGCAGCAUCCACCACUGGGCAAACCACGGGAUCGCCGGCCGAGGUAUUCUGCUAGACUACCGGUACUACGCAAUAACCCACAACAAGCCCUACGACCCAUACAGCCCGCACGCAAUCACAUUCGCAGGAUUGCAAUCCUGCGCAACAUGGCAGGGCAUCAAUCUCCGCCCGGAGUCCGAGGGCGGCGACAUUCGCGUCGGCGACAUCCUGCUCAUUCGGUCUGGGUUCGUGGAGCGGUACGCCGCUGCAACCCGGUCCCAUGACGAUCUCGCCUUUGCGGGGCUGGCGCGUGAUUCUGCGAUUCGGGACUGGCUGCAUGAUUCUUACUUUGCGGCUGUGGCGGGCGACUCGCCUACUUUUGAGAUGUGGCCCGUUCCUGACCAUGACUAUCUCCAUCAGGAUCUGUUGGCUUUGUGGGGGUGUCCCAUUGGGGAGAUGUGGGAUCUUGAGACUCUUGCGGAGAAGUGUCGUCGGCGUGGGAAGUGGACUUUCUUCAUGAUAAGUGCGCCUGCGAAUAUGCCGGGAGGGGUGGGCUCGCAUGCAAAUGCCACGGUCAUUCUCUAG